This is a messenger RNA of Mercenaria mercenaria, 1134 nucleotides long. RefSeq names its product ganglioside GM2 activator-like. Gene Ontology annotation, biological process: lipid transport; ganglioside catabolic process. The record is from RefSeq and is a predicted model, not a curated record. The coding region runs from base 91 to 714 and encodes 207 amino acids. Gene Ontology annotation, molecular function: lipid carrier activity; enzyme activator activity. NCBI's taxonomy places the organism in Eukaryota, Metazoa, Mollusca, Bivalvia, Venerida, Veneridae. Gene Ontology annotation, cellular component: cytoplasmic side of plasma membrane. The transcript has 4 exons.
UUGAUCAUGCGUUUUUUUAGAUAGUUCAGCUUUAUAUAAGACUGACGAUCUAAACUUGGAUCAUCAGCACGUACACUGUACAAGGACAAAAUGCUUCGAAUACUAUUUCUUGUGGCUUCUUCUUUUGCAUUGGCAGCGGCCAUUCAGUUUACGGACUGUGCCACGAACACGAGUAACACCGUCCUGACAGUACAUGAGUUGGACCUUUCUCCGUCUCCAAUUAAAUUUCCGGGAGAGGUGCACGCGACAAUUAAUUUAACAGUAAACCAACAGAUAACAGAGCUUUAUCUGGACACAGUUCUGGAAAAAAAUACACUUGGAAUUUGGACAAAAGUUCCAUGCGUUGCAAACAUAGGAACAUGUACAGACAUUGAUUCAUGCACAAUACUGGACAGAAUCUUAAACGGGUCGUCGAUAAUAUCCCAGGAUCUCGGACAACAAAUUGAUGCCAUACUCCUGUCAGCGUUAGGACACAAUGCACAGUGUCCCAUAAACCCUGAGAAUGUAUUCAUAGAUAAUGAAACGCUCAAGCUUCAAAAGAUGCCAACUGCACUUUCUUUUUUAACGAAGGGUACAUACAGAGUCAGAAUAUCAGUGAAAGAAGAUCCGAAACAAACAGAUAAUGUAGGCUGUAUAGAGUUCAUGGCAGAAUUAGAUAUCGGCCAGGAAACCACUACGGCCGCACCAACCGUGCCCAUACCAGGGGUCGGCUAAAACUGCUACCAAGUCAUUAUUUCAACAUCAGUUACUCGAACUCCAUUGUGAACAUUCAUUUAAACAUCAGUCGAAGUCAACCUGAUUUUAUCUUCUCUUUAGCGUUUCAUUAAGUGACUAUUACGUAUAAACAUAUAUGAGUUCGAGUAUCGAGUUUUCAGUGCAUUUAAAGUAUAGGAUUUUAAAUUUUGUGACACGAAGAUUGAACGUGAAGGGCAACCAAACAAUAUACUGACCGAUGUACGAUGCGAAGCUGAUAUCAGCAUUUUUCGUAACUUUGAAGCGGUUGACAGAUUUUCAUACAUAUAUUUUCUUUUUCUAUAUUUUGUCUUAUGAAAUCAUUACAAAAAGAAGUCACAUAAACCUCAUUUCUUUAUGUACGUUCGAAGAAUGUUAUACUGAUUAAAUGUUUAAAAUGUG